AUGGAUGACCUGUGGCAGAUAACCGGUGGAUUGUGUGGGGUGGUAGAGGCAGGCGGCACGAUAGGCCCUUCUGUGCACACGAAGAUAGUUCCCAGUGGACUAGUCGUUGGUGCUGAGCUGGAGGGUGAUGGCGCCCCGACGCCAAGCCAGAGCCUGAAUGAGGGUCAGCCACGGCGGUGGUGCUGCUGCGCAGGGCGUGAAAGCGCGAGAAAUCUCCGCGUAGGGAGCGAGCUUUUAAGAUUCGAGGAUCUUCUGGGGGCUGUGCUGGACACUGCUGCAAGGCUUGUGCGCCUGGUGCAUUGCCCCGUAAGUUCUGGAGCUCGAGUACGGAGAGACAUAGUCUUGCACGUUGGUGGCGGCGAGAAGGUUUUGGCUGCUGUCAAUGAGUGGACAAGUCACUUGAAUGAGAAGUGCAAGGUGAAAGGACAGCGCAACUAUCAUGCUCUCAUUAACCCUGCCAGCGGCAGCGGACAGGCUGCAUCUAGGUGGCAGCAAGCGCGCGAGCUCUUCGAUUCUUUGACAUACUUGAAUAUCACUGAAUCCUUUACAACACGUGCUGGAGAAGCAGGGGAGAUUGCUUCCCAGCUGGAUCCCCGCCAGUGCGACGGCAUCAUUGUGGUCAGUGGCGAUGGCAUGGUCCACGAAGUUUUCAACGGCCUUGCUUCACGCAGCGACCGAGCGGAGGCUUUGCGCAUCGCAGUCGGCCACAUUCCUGCAGGCAGCGGGAAUGCCCUGGCCAAGAGCAUCCUCCACUCCUCUGGUGAGGCCUUCGGUGUUUUGGAUGCAGCCUUUGUCAUAGCGAAGGGCCACCAGCAAGACCUGGACCUGAUGACCGUGUCCCAGCCGAACCAGCCAGAUCGAACCUCCUUUUUGGGUUUGUCUGCGGGCGUCAUCGCCGACGUGGACCUGGGUUCUGAGUGGCUGCGCUUUAUGGGAGGCUUCCGAUUCACGCUCUAUGCUGGGGUCUGUAUCGUGUAUCCCCGACCACUGCUGGCCGAGCUGCAGUAUUGGCCCAGCCAUGCCGGCCAGCCGCCUAUGCCGCCUCCGAGCAUUGACUCUGAGCUUCCAGCGGGGCCAUGGACCUCCAUCUCGGGACCCUUCACGGUUUUCUGGAGCUCCAACAUGGAAUGGACUUGUUACAACACGCAGUUGGCACCGGGACAGUCCAUGGGAGACGGCGUCUGCUCCAUAGUUCUGCUCCGCAACGCAGGACGGGUUGCUCUGACUCGCUUCCUACUCGCCCUGGAAUCGGACGGUGGGCACCUUGAUGUGGAAGGCACUGAAAAGCUGGAGUGCAGGGCCUUCCGCCUUCGUCCUCUUACGGCUGAUGCCCGUGGGUACUUCAGCCUGGAUGGCGAGGAAGUGCCAUUGCAGCCCAUCCAGUUCUGGCCAGCGGGGCAAGGGCGUGUGAUAGGAAGCUCGUCUCCAGAUGGACCUAUCGACUCCGUGAUGGCUGUCUGA
Molecule: messenger RNA, 1461 nt
Organism: Symbiodinium sp. CCMP2456
Lineage: Eukaryota; Dinophyceae; Suessiales; Symbiodiniaceae
Source: the annotation of a GenBank genome assembly